Molecule: messenger RNA, 1206 nt
Organism: Ogataea philodendri
Lineage: Eukaryota; Fungi; Ascomycota; Pichiomycetes; Pichiales; Pichiaceae
Exons: 1
Coding region: 1-1206 (401 amino acids)
Biological process (GO): ribosomal large subunit assembly; rRNA processing
Cellular component (GO): nucleolus
Molecular function (GO): 5S rRNA binding
Source: RefSeq, a predicted model, not a curated record
AUGCAAGUGGACCGGCCACAGACAAAACAGAGCUCGAGAAAGGGCAGAAGAGCCUGGAGAAAGAAUAUUGAUCUUGACGAUAUCGAAUCCGGCUUGGAACAAAGACGCGAAGACCUCAUCCACCAUGGUACCGAGAUAGAUAAUGUGGACUCUGGAGAGCUUUUCUUUAUAGAUGACGAGGCAGACGAGAAAGUUGUGAAGAAGAUGAAGAGAGAGAACGUCAAAAGUUUGAAAUCACAGGAAAUUCUCAACCAGCGCUCGAAAGUUCCAGCGUUGGAGCCAGGGAAAAAGAAGAAGAUUCAAGGUGUUGAGAAGAAAGAGGUGCACAAGUUAAUGCAGCUUGCCGGAAGAGUCCAAGGUGUUUCGAAAACACAGGCUGCUGCCGCAGACGAAGGACUAGUCAAGGCAGACAAAGCACUUGACCCAUGGUCAGAGACUGAACAGAAAGAGUACGUGCCAAGUCUUUCUGGCUACACUGCUCCUUCCAAAGCUCCCAAGACGUUAUCCGAGACUCCUGUCACUGUGAGAAACGUUGGGGUGAUUCCACACGAAGGAAAGUCUUACAAUCCAUCGUUUGAGAGCUGGCAGGAGCUUACCAAACAGGAAUUCUUUAAGGAGAGUACCAAGGAGGAGCAAAGACUGGCUCUUCAAGCGCACGAGGAAAAAAUCCAGUACCUGAUCGCAAAUCUUGAGGACGACGAAAUCGACGAUAAUCAGAACGACGAGGAGGAAGAGGAAGAGGAAGAGGACACAAGCGACGUUACCAAGCUGUCUUUGAAUCCGGCUGUCAAAAAUAAGGAAAAGACCAAGACGCAAAGAAAUAAGGAGAAGAGGCAUAAGGAAAGAGUGAAGCUCGAGAACGACCUGAAGGAGCUCAAGCUCAGAAUAAAGAAGAUCGAGGAGUUGCCAGAUGUGAUCGAUGAGAUCACGUCGAGACAGCCAAGACCGAAACAGGACAAAGUCGCCAAGGAGAAGAAAAAGCUGGGUACCAAGCAUAAUCCUGUUGAAGGCCUGUUGGAGGUGAAAUUGAGCGACGAAUUGAGCGAUAGUUUACGGAAACUCAAGCCGGAAGGAAACCUGUUGUACGACCAAAUGCGCUCGUUGCAAGCCUCCGGUAAGGUUGAGUCGAGAAAGCCUGUGAAACAGAAGCGCAAGUAUGCACCAAAGGUGAGCGAGAAAUGGACCUACAAGGACUUCAAAGGUUAG